Molecule: messenger RNA, 2512 nt
Organism: Brassicogethes aeneus
Lineage: Eukaryota; Metazoa; Arthropoda; Insecta; Coleoptera; Nitidulidae
Source: the annotation of a GenBank genome assembly
AAAUAAUAUAACCUAAAACUGAAAUUUAUAAUUUUUUAUAAAUACAUAUUUUAUAAAUCAAUAAAAAAGAUAAAUAUGGGAUAAAAUCAGUUUUAAAAAAUUAAACAUUAAAUUUGUGUAAUUAUGACUGAUCUGAAAGAAUCAGGAUUUAAAAGUUAUCUUGAUGAAAGUGGCUUAGAGACAAUAAAACUCAACGAUUUACAACAAACCAAACUUCUUGAUGGAGAAACAACCGUUUCUACAGCUAAUAAUGUUAUGUUAUUUAAUACACUCAGUGAUAAGAAAAAGGGGACUUAUGGAAUUUUGACUGUUACUACCUUUAAAUUAUCUUUUGCAUGUGCUUCUGAUAAUGGAUUGGAUAAUUUUCAUCAGCAAAAUCUAUUGCUAGGAAUGAAUGAUAUUUGUUUAUCAUCAAUCGCUACCAUUUAUCAAACUGGUGAACGGACCAAGAAAAAACUGAUUCCAGGACAAAAUAUAUCAGGAAAAAUAAAAGAAUUGUUAAUUAUAUGCAAAAAUAUGAGAAGUUUUGAAUUUAGUUUCAAGGACUCAGAAAAAGACGGUGGAAAAACAACUGCAAAUGCUUUAAUACACCAUGCAUAUCCCAAAAGGCAUUCUCUAUUGUUUGCUUAUGAUUACUUAGAGCCCUAUGUUAAAUCACCACAGCUUGCCAAAGAGGUAACCAUGUUUAGAAAAAAGGAGGAUUGGAGCAGAGAAUUAAGAAGAACAAAGUGUGAAAACUGGAGAAUUUCAGACCUCAACCAAAACUACCAAACAUCACCUUAUCUUACUCAAUCUUUAAUAGUACCUCUUUCAAUUUCUGACUUUAGUUUGAUCAAAUCAGUUGAGCAUUUUAACAAUCGUUUCUGUCCAGUAUGGGUGUGGGGAACCGCAAAAGGUGCCGCUCUUGUACGAAUGGCCGAUCUGUUACCCGCAAUAUCCGACAGCAAGUACGAGAACGAGCUUUUUGAGCACAUUCGCAAAAGCCACCCUGAUCUGAAACAACCCAUUAUCAUCAACUUGAACUGCAUAUCGAGCAAGGACGUGCAAGCCAGCUACCUGAAACUGCGAGAUAUAUGCGUCCCGGACAGCAGCAGAAUGUUCAAAAGGCAAGAUUUUAAGUUGUACGGUCUGCUCGAUAAUUCCAAGUGGCUCGCAUUAGUUUCGACUUGUCUCGGUUUUGCAGUCGAGGCCGCCGAUUGCCUUCAUAAAAAAGUUACCACUGUUGUUUUACAAGAAGGCAACGGCCAAGAUACAAACUGCAUCAUUUCGAGCCUGUGCCAGAUAAUACUUGACCCGUAUUUCCGCACGAAACCGGGUUUCCAGUCGCUGAUCCAGAAGGAGUGGGUCUCGCUGGGCCAUCCGUUCGCCUACCGACUGGGCCAUAUACACGACAAAGAUGUGGAGACGGCUCCGUUUUUUCUGCUCUUCCUCGACUGCGUGUGGCAGCUGCAGCUUCAGCAUCCCGCCGCAUUUCAGUUUAGCGAAACGUACCUAACCACUUUGUGGGACUCGGCGCACAUUACGCUAUUCGACACGUUCAUCUUCAACAACGACCAUCAAAGGAUGAUGGCUGAAAGUGGUACUACCAAUGGCGCUUCCAAACUGGUGUUACGAAGCAUUUGGGACUGGAGGGAGCAGUUUUCUGAAUCAGACCUCAUCUUUUUUGCAAAUCCGCUUUACCAGGACAAUUAUCAACAAAUUUUGGAGGUUAAACACGGUAUUUCCUCAUUAGAAAUAUGGUCGCAGUGCUACUUCCGUUGGCUUCCCGAGUUGGAAAUAAAAAAUGGCGGUCGUCCUGUUUUGGAUCUCUACAACCGCAUAUUGGUAAACGAAAUAUUAAAUUUACGACACGGCCAAGCCGAUGCGAAUGGUCGAUAUUUGAAAAAUAUCGACGAGCAAAUGGAUUUGUUAAAAAAAGUCAACAGCUUUUUUCCCUUUAGCCAUAACCUUUUUGGUCAAACAAGUGCUUCUAGUAAUAUUUUCCUAAGCAGCGACGUUUUAGAUACGCAGUCGGUAUUUAAUCUUACCACUGAAUAACCCAAAAACACCUGUUACAUAUAUAUAAUUUAAUCAUAAUUUUGGGUUUUGCUAAAGGAGGUUGGGUAGUCACUUUUGAGGUACUAAGCUGAUAUAGCAACGCGUAGUUUUAUAUAUUUUUAGAUAUAUUCGUCUUCUAACUGGUAAUUUUUGUUUAAAUAAUAAUAGUAAUAAUUUAAUUAUAUGUUGAGUAUGAACUCACUUUGGGAGCUUUAUGAGGUCAAUAUCAUAACCCAUGGCAACCAUAAAACAAUUAUUAUUUGGGUACAUGUAAGCUUUCAAAAAAUCUUUGAAACAAAUUUUUUUUUUUUGAUAUAUUUUUUUUUUACUUUAUUUAUGAGUAGGUGAAAAAAACUCCAAUUUUGUACAUAAUUUUUAUCAUUUGGAGUUUGAUCUGACUAUCCAACCUCUUUAAAGGGGUUAGGCUAAAAGAAAAGUAAUUUUUGACAAGUUUAAGGAUUUUUUUCGGAUACAA